UUGAACGACGUUGUACUCAAAAACCUCUUCAAACAUUUCAACAAUUCUUAUUCACUAACCAACAAUUUCUUCAUUGUUUAUUCACAUUUUUCUUUUCCUUUCAUCCCUUAAGAGUUUUUGACUGAAAAUAUGGUGCUAUUAUCCAAAAUUGCAACCAACGAUGGACAUGGCGAAAACUCGUCUUUUUUUGAUGGUUGGAAGGCAUAUGACAGUGACCCUUAUCAUCCCACAAAAAAUUCUCAUGGAGUCAUUCAAAUGGGACUGGCAGAAAAUCAGCUUUGCUUUGAUUUAAUCCAAGAAUGGGUUGAGAACAACCCAAAAGCCUCCAUUUGUACACCUCAAGGAUCAAAUGGCUUCAACGAUAUAGCAAUUUAUCAAGAUUAUCAUGGCUUGCCAGAAUUCAGAAAUUCUGUUGCAAGAUUCAUGGAGAAAGUGCGAGGAAAUAAAGUCAAAUUCAACCCUGACCGCAUUGUAAUGAGCGGCGGCGCCACCGGUGCUCAUGAGACUUUGGCCUUUUGCUUGGCGGAUCCCGGCGAAGCAUUUUUGGUGCCUACACCAUAUUAUCCAGGUUAUGAUCGAGAUUUGAGAUGGCGAACGGGUAUACAACUUUUCCCGGUUGUUUGCGAGAGCUCAAAUGAGUUCAAAAUCACUAGAGAAACCUUGGAAGAUGCAUAUGAAAAAGCUCAAGAGGCUAAUAUCAAAGUUAAGGGCUUGAUUCUAAACAAUCCAUCAAAUCCAUUGGGCACUGUACUGGACAAAACCACAUUGAGAGAUGCAAUGAGCUUCAUCUGUGAGAAAAACAUUCACUUAAUCUGUGAUGAGAUAUAUUCCGCCACGGUUUUUGACGAGCCCGGUUUUAUCAGCAUUGCUGAAAUAGCAGAAGAAAGCUCGGUAUCUAAACAUCGCGAUCUCAUUCACAUUGUUUAUAGUCUGUCAAAGGACCUCGGAUUUCCUGGAUUCCGAGUAGGCAUUAUAUACUCGUACAACGAUGCAGUAGUGAACUGUGCACGAAAAAUGUCAAGUUUCGGAUUAGUUUCCACUCAGACACAACACCUGAUUGCUUCAAUGCUAUCGGACGAUAUUUUUGUGGAAAAAUUCUUAGACGAGAGCGCCAAAAGAUUAACAGAAAGGCACCGUGUAUUCACCCGGGGACUUGCUAAAGUAGGCAUUAAAAGUUUGGGAGGCAAUGCGGGGCUCUUUUGCUGGAUGGACUUGAAGAGACUCCUUAAAGAACCAACAUUUGAAGCAGAAAUGGAGUUAUGGCAUUUAAUUAUCGACGAAGUUAAGCUUAAUGUUUCACCAGGCGCCUCGUUCCGUUGCUCAGAGCCAGGUUGGUUCAGGGUGUGCUUUGCGAACAUGGACGAUGAAACCAUGAGAAUUGCACUUCAAAGGAUCCACAAAUUCGUGAUUCAGAAAACUGGAUUAGACCAGCCAAUGACGAGAAAACAAUACAAGAGAAGUGAACUUGAAAUCAGUUUAUCAUUUCGUAGAUUGGAUGAGUUCAUUAUGACUCCCCGAAUGUUGUCGUCUCCUCACUCUCAUAUGACUUCGCCCCUUGUUCGAGCAAGGACUUGAACAAAAAUAUCGCGCUCUACACGACAUUUUUAUACCAAAUAAGUGGAAGAUGAGGCUUAUGCAGUGACAUACAUAUAGAUCAACUUACGAUUUUAACACCAUACUUACGGAACAUUCAUUCUUUCCAAUUAAGGCAGUAUUCAUGUUUUUGCUCAUUUGAUGGAUGUAAGUUGCAUCAAAUGGGAUCUAUUAAAAUUUGCUCAUUUUUUUUUUGGCAUUCCUUUGUUCUUCAUGUAAAGGAAGCUGCUAUUAUUUAAGUUUUGGGCUUAUUAAGUAAUGUAAUGUGACCAAUUGUUGUUUCAUUGUUCUAGAAUAGUAAAUGUCUCUAAAAUUGUCGUA
Olea europaea var. sylvestris is the source of this 1914-nucleotide messenger RNA. Its product is annotated as 1-aminocyclopropane-1-carboxylate synthase-like. Bases 130 to 1575 code for a protein of 481 amino acids. Gene Ontology annotation, biological process: biosynthetic process; amino acid metabolic process. Lineage: Eukaryota; Viridiplantae; Streptophyta; Magnoliopsida; Lamiales; Oleaceae. The transcript is spliced from 4 exons. Gene Ontology annotation, molecular function: pyridoxal phosphate binding; transaminase activity. The record is from RefSeq and is a predicted model, not a curated record.